AUGCAGCUGAAAGAAAAGAUCCGUAAAUGGAGUGAAAAAGUUCGCAAAUUAGGUUCGAAAGGGAGAGAUGGCACUGAAAACCUUACUGAUACAAGGAAUGAGGCUCAGGCAUCAAUCCCAAAACAACAACCCGAUGGGCGAGAGCAGGUUUUUGAUAAGCCCAAUGCAGCAGUGCAUGCAAAUCGAGAGGAACCGGAGUCGCAGCGACCAAAGUCGUAUCUGAGUUCUUCGGGCCUUCCGAAAGCUACAGGCUCCAAUAUGCAAGAAGCAAACAUGACCCAAAACACUACCCGAAAGGAAGUCAAAACUACGGCGACCGAUAUUCCUACCGUUACAAUUCGCACGCCAACAUUUCCCGACAUGGAGCAUGCUCGAACACUGCCCUUCCUGACGGACCACCUGAGUCCGACCUUGCCUUUUGAACGUGCUUCCUCCUCUUCGAGAAGCCCUCCCCCAUCUGUCGCGUCGGAGAAAUUAAUGGACGACAUCCUACCUCACAAAAUCAGUGCAAAGGUCACACUCACUUGGGAGCGACACUCCUGGAAGGACGAAACCAUAUUUGAUGAAUUCUCCUGGACCGACAAAGAUCAAUACGCAGAUCUUUUGCCGACGAAGAUGAGAGAGAAAUGCACAAGGGCCAAAAGAGAGCUGGAUGGUAAUAAAGUGUACCACCGUCACGGCUCAUGUCGAAUCAUUGCAUCAACAGAGCUCACUCCUGACAUGCCAUAUUGCAUCCUUGACAAUGACGAGAUUGCCACCUUGACCGACAACGUGAUCAUCCUUAUCUGCGGGUUUAUAAACACUCACCCACACCGAAAAUUCUCCCUAGAGAUCUGCUGGGAUUAUGGAUACGCUCGGGUGACGCCAGAGCCUGAACCAGAUGCUGGGCCAAAGCGUACAUACCACGCGAUGAUCAAAACGGAGCUGGGCAAGAAGGAAAACACAAAUUUUCGAAACCAGGAUUACAUCCCUCGCCGCGAUCAGAUGGUCUUUCAAGACUACGACGUGGUCAAAGACCUUGUUUUCCUUGACAAGUCUCUCAAGAAGCAGUCUGCAAAGAAGAAAUCUGAUAUGGUCAAGGAUAUAAUACAGCUACCGGCAUUGAAGCUGUUACUUAUUUGCGUCUACGCGGGUCACGACAUGGCCUAUCUCCAACACCUUCUUGAACACCACGGGUGUAGCGAUGAGAACCCGCCAGAACCAAUGGUCUGCAGUGUAGACUACUGUCGUGACAAUGUCAUUGAGAUCUCACGCCACAAAGCUAAGUUUUACGUGAAGAACAUCGAUGAAGACUUCCGACACCACGAGCUUAAGAUCAGUGAGGUCAUGCCGUUGCGCCACACUAGACCAGAAUCUGAACGGCUUGGGACAGGUACAUCUGGCAAGGUGUACAAGGUCUGGAUCGACCCUGCGCACCACUAUUUGGACGGAGAUCCAUUAUGUUGUUUUGCCGUGAAAGUAUUCUCUUCUGAACGCGAGAAGCAGUUCCGCCAGGAAAGGGCCAUGCUGAAAAUGCUCGCCGAUUACCCGCAUCAUUAUAUUGUUCCUCACAUUACGAGCUGGACUCAGUCGAAAGAGCAUUUCAUUUUGUACCCAGCAGCCAGGUAUAACCUAAAGACAUUCAUGACCAAUGUUUGGCCCGUAGACUUCACGCAACACGGAACACUGUGGUUCCUGCGGCAACUUCAAGGACUGGCUUUGGCGAUUGCGCACGUUCACAACUUGAAACACCCGACAAACAGCGAGCCAGACCCAGAAGUUGAUGCUUACUGGGGAUGCCAUUUUGACAUCAAACCUGAAAAUAUUCUAGUGUUUGAAAAAGUCCCAGGCUACCACCCCAGAUUCAAAAUCGGGGAUUUUGGGGCAGGAGUCUUCAAUGCACCGGCGAAAGAGGGAGAACAUUCUAGGUUGACAGAAGAGCCAAAAGGCACAGAGACUUAUUUUGCGCCUGACAAAGAUCGCGACGGAAAGGUGUCUCGGCCUUUCGACAUGUGGGCUUUGGGCUGUGUGUACUUGGAGCUGAUGGACUGGUUGUUCCACAACUUCGAAUCGAGCGAAGGCCAACCGAGCAAGACCUUUUCAACGCAGCGAUUCGAUUGCUCGGCUGCCAGUGACAAAAACCGGAACGAUAGAUUUUGGUACAGGACCUCGACACGACAAGGGAAGGUCGAAUACAAGUUGAAGCCUGUUGUCGAGAAUAAGAUAACAGAGCUAAAGAACCAUUCGUGUCAUGAAAUGCCCGCCUUUCAAGGGGUUGUUACGGCUAUCAGCAAGCUUCUCGAGAUUGAGGCUGGUGACAGAUGGACGGCAGAAAUGCUGAAGAGCCAUAUGACUGCAGUUGUUCGAGAAGCUGAGAAGACGCUUACUGCCAGCCCCGACUUCUACUUGUCGCAGUCCGAGGCCAACGGAUUUAAACGUCCGGGGAGGGGCUCAGCCUUGCACAACGAUGGGAGAGCUGUGACUGGACCGCAAUCCGCAUCAGCAUCAGCAUCAGCACUAGCAGUGCCAAAUGGCGAUACGACGCAGGAAGGCGAGAGAACCCCUGGCACACGGCGGUCCUCUCUGUCUGCCAGGGCUGCUGAAGCCACCAUUCUCACCGGGUCGGGAACUGAUGCGAGUCCCGAAGCAAGCAGAGACCGCGACAAUCAGGACACAGAUGCACCUAAUGCCGUGACCAGCAGGAUUGUUGACCCUUUGGCACAAGAAUUGAGCGAAAUGGCCGAAUCAUCAUCAUCCUCCCCUACGCAGCCGCAAGAACCUCCUUUAGUAACAGUAAUAGCAGAAGAGAAACCUACAAGCCAGAUGUCCAAUCCGAGUCUAAUCCACGAUGCAGCUCUCGGCCAAAACUAUCCAGAGGCGGUAGCUUGA
Messenger RNA from Cladophialophora immunda, 2868 nucleotides. RefSeq lists its product as uncharacterized. The transcript has 3 exons. The record is from RefSeq and is a predicted model, not a curated record. Gene Ontology annotation, biological process: peptidyl-serine phosphorylation; peptidyl-threonine phosphorylation. Lineage: Eukaryota; Fungi; Ascomycota; Eurotiomycetes; Chaetothyriales; Herpotrichiellaceae. Bases 1 to 2868 code for a protein of 955 amino acids. Gene Ontology annotation, molecular function: ATP binding; protein serine/threonine kinase activity.